AUGGUUAUCUCAGGUAGAAAGGAGACAGUUUUGGAUUUGGCCAAGUUUGUUGACAAGGGCGUCCAAGUCAAGCUUACUGGGGGAAGACAAGUGACAGGGACCCUGAAAGGAUAUGAUCAGUUAUUGAACCUUGUCUUGGAUGAAGCUUUAGAGUUCCUGAGAGUAGGAAACUAUGUUUAA
Thlaspi arvense is the source of this 180-nucleotide messenger RNA. Lineage: Eukaryota; Viridiplantae; Streptophyta; Magnoliopsida; Brassicales; Brassicaceae. The record is from the annotation of a GenBank genome assembly.